AUGAAAAGAUUAGCACAAAAAAGAAGAGAGCCAACCGAAACUACUGUUUGUGUAUAAAUUUGUUAAAUUAUAGUUUAGUGAUUUGAAGACUGAACCUGAAGAACUUAAACAACAAGAUAAAAGAUUGAAAAAUUGGAAUAAUAUGUUUGGCAAUUUUUUAGGGGAAGGACUUGUUCGUUAAAAGAAGAAAAAUAAACAUUUUGAUCCUGUAUUUCUAAAAGAAGCUCCUCUGUAUUGUGGAAAUAAUUUGUACGAUAGUCCUUCAGUAAGAGAUAAUUUUGAGAAAUUCAUUGAAGGGGAAAUAACAGCUUGUGAAUUCUUAGCUAGAAAAAAUCAAUCAGAGUUGUUAGAUAGAUAAAGACCUACUUCUCCUAAAAAAAUUAGACUAUUUAGAGUAGAAAAUUGUAAGAAUUAAUCCAACCAAAAUAACCAAUAAACUGGAUUCUUAAAAUUACUGAAAGACAAAACUGAGGAAGUAAAUAAAUAAUUUAGAAUUCAAUCACGAUUUGCAGUUUUAAGAAAUCUAAUAGAACAUAAAAUAAAAAUGAAAGAAGAAGAAGAUAUUAUUAAAAGAAGUAGAGAACUUAAAAAUGUAGGUGUCAUCAAAUAAAUGUAUGAUAUAAGUGAUGAAUAUAUUAAAUUAAUAGAAAGAAGAUUUAUGGAAAAACGAUCAACUCCAGUAAUUAUAAAAAAUUCAGUUAAUGGUUAAUAAAUCAAACUUAUACAACACCAAAACCCAUAUUAAAUUCUUAAAACUGCAUAAUAUGAAAAUGAAACAAAAAAUAAAUAUGAACCACCUACUUAAACUUCUACAAUUAAGUUCCAAAUUGAUAAAAAGGCUUAAUAAUAUAUAGAAGAUUUAUAAACUAAGAAUUGUAUUUCAAAUGAAAAGGCUAAGAAAAAGAUAUUUUUUAAUUCUCAAUAUAAAAAUGUUGUUCAUAAAUAAUCUUAAUCUUUACAUAAUCUUAGAAAUGUAAAAUCUAUGGUUCCAUUUGUUAAAUAAAAAUAUUUAAAUAAUUAAUACAUUAAUAAUGAUUUAGAACUCAUUAAAUACAUAACUGAUUAUUAAAUUGAAGAUCCAUUUCAUGAUAAAUAAAUUUAAUCUAAAAUUAGGAAAUCUUUAUUAAUAUCUGCAGGUAUUGUUCAAAAUCAUCAUUCUCAUAAAAAUGUUCAAAAAGUUAAUAAAUAAACAUAUUUAAAUAUUAAAGAUUAAUUAUCCUAAAAAUCUUCAUAAACAAUAGAUGAUUCUUUGAAUUCAAUGUAUGAAUUUAAUGUUGAUUCUUUGUAUAAUUAAAGUAUUGGUUUAUAAAAUAAACUACUUGGAAAAUAACAUGAUGGUUUUAGUAAAACAAUUAAAUCCAUUUAAAAAAACGAAAGUUUGAAAAAGUAUUAUUAUCUAUUUUAAAUAUUAUUAGAGAAAUUAUCAUAAAAAACAUCUAAAAACUUGAAGGUUUAGAGAAAUUGAAGAUAACAGAAUGA
Paramecium pentaurelia is the source of this 1479-nucleotide messenger RNA. NCBI's taxonomy places the organism in Eukaryota, Ciliophora, Oligohymenophorea, Peniculida, Parameciidae. The record is from the annotation of a GenBank genome assembly.